AUGCGGUUAAGCAGCUUGAAGCUUGAGAAAUCGAUGGUGCUGAAUCCAGAAACCGCAAAGCAAAGUGACGUACUGGCGAUUCACCGGAAGCAGCACGCGAAAAAUAACAAACCGCGAGCAAAUGCUGAGCCGACGCCAGUGGCUCGCAGCGGGGAGGCCGCCAAAGCACGAUUCCCGUGCUGGAGCUGCGGCGAGAUCCAUUUCGCGAGCAAGUGCCCUUUUUUGGCUGAGCAAUGCCCCACAUGUAAGCGCACCGGCCACAAGGAUGGCUACUGCGAGUCAGCUGGCCGGAAGCCACGCUUCGGACGACGAAGCAGCAAGAUAGUGAAUGCGAUGUCUAUAGUGACUCGCAAAUUCGUUGAAUCCGAAAUUGGCAACACCAAAUUAAAGCUGCAACUCGACUCCGGAUCCGAUUGGACGAUCAUCUCGGCCAGUAACUGGAAGGUCCUCGGAUCACCCAAGCUGCGCGACUGUGAGGAACAAGCCUUGAGUGCCUCAAAUGACCCAAUAAAAAUACUAGGUAAAUUCAACGCUCCAUUAAAAUUGCACGGCCGCGAGAACUCCGGACCGUGUUACGUAGCAGCAUCGGAUCUCAACGUGCUCGGAAGCGAUUGGAUGACUGUACUCAACCUGUGGAAUGUACCGAUCGCCAGCAUCUGCAACUCUAUCAACAGCACCAGCGCAACGGAUUUAGAGAGGGAGGUGAAGUCGAGAUUUCCCUCGCUGUUCGCUGAUUCGUUGGACUGCUGCAACAAAAUGAAGGCGUCACUCACUCUGAAGCCGGGAUCACAGGCCAUUUUCCGUAACAGACGCCCAGUCCCGUUUGCCGCGGCCGAACAAAUCGCCAACGAGCUGAAGCGUUUGCAGUUGAUGGGCGUCAUCAUCCCCGUCGAGUACUCCAAAUACGCCGCGCCACUCGGUGCCGUCAAAAAAAAAGGACGGCAGAACACGAAUCUGCGCCGAUUAUUCCACUGGGCUCAACGACGCUCUCGAGCCGAACCAAUAUCCACUUCCAACACCGGAGGAAAUUUUCGCGAAACUGUCCCGAUACCGUGUCUUCAGCAAAAUCUAUUUUUCGGACGCGUUUUUGCAGGUGGAACUCGACGACGAUGCGAAAAACUGCUAACAAUCAACACACACUGCGGCCUGUUCCAAGUGAACCGCCUUCAACCCGGCGUCAAGACGGCACUAGGAGUGUUCCAACAGCUGAUGGACACGAUGAUGAGCGGCGCAGAGGGGGCGUUUCCAUUUAUAGAUGACUUCAUCAAGCAACUCGAGUUUCUCGGCAACAUCGUUGACGCGGACGGCCUGCGGCCGAACCCCGAGAGAAUCCAAACGCUGAAGCGCAUUCCACCGCCGGAAGACAUCCAACAGCUCCAGGCUUUUCUUGGGGCGGUCACAUGGUAUGGAAAGUUCAUCCCACACCUGAACGACCUCCGAGGGCCGUUGAUCGAGCUGCUCCGCUCCGACGUCAAGUUCGAGUGGCAGUCAGCCCAUCAGGAGGCUUUCGAGAAGAUCAAGAACGUCCUCGCUUCCGAUUUGGCACUCACGCACUACGACCCGUCAAUGAAAAUUAUCGUAGCAGCAGACGCAUCGUAG
Vollenhovia emeryi is the source of this 1599-nucleotide messenger RNA. RefSeq lists its product as uncharacterized. The coding region runs from base 1 to 1599 and encodes 532 amino acids. Gene Ontology annotation, biological process: proteolysis. The transcript has 2 exons. Gene Ontology annotation, molecular function: aspartic-type endopeptidase activity. NCBI's taxonomy places the organism in Eukaryota, Metazoa, Arthropoda, Insecta, Hymenoptera, Formicidae. The record is from RefSeq and is a predicted model, not a curated record.